Molecule: messenger RNA, 5346 nt
Organism: Carassius gibelio (silver crucian carp)
Lineage: Eukaryota; Metazoa; Chordata; Actinopteri; Cypriniformes; Cyprinidae
Gene: rasl10a
Product: RAS-like, family 10, member A
Exons: 3
Coding region: 648-1259 (203 amino acids)
Molecular function (GO): GTP binding; GTPase activity
Source: RefSeq, a predicted model, not a curated record
UCUAGGACUGGAGACCGCUUCACGUGUAGCUACAACGACAACGAGAGGUCUGUGCGAAUACAGUCCACCUACAAUCGUACGGAGCAACGAUGCACCUUUACGCAGACUGCAUUUGGCGUUCGGCGAGGAGCACGGUGAAGCGAGCGCGCAGCACGCACUGCUGAGAUGAUGAUGAUGGAAGCUAUGAGAGGUUACGAGGAGAAAGGGUCAGCGGUAAGCUCGAGCUCGAAGAGCACACGUUAUGCUGAGAGCUGCCAAAUGGAUGCUGUUGGGAAAUGACGGGGUUUGAGCUCCAGAGCUGUGUGUGUAGGAAUACUGUGGAGCGUUGAGGACUGUUCCCCAAUGGAAUGCAGAAAAGACAGCGCAACUGCCGCAGUGAAUGAAGUUGGCUGGUUGAUCCAUUCAUUAACGCAUGAUACUAACAGUAUACUUAACCAAAAGAGAUAACAACAUGCAUCAAAAGAGAGAAGAUCUGUAAACAAACUCUUAUUCAUGUGAACAUCCGCGAAGUGCGUUUUCGUCGGCGGGGGAGAUUUCAGCACAAAAGGCGCACGCUCGUAACUCACGAUAUUGUUUUGAUCUGUUGAGCAGUUUUCCAAGUGUCUCCGUGAUCCCUGGUGUUCGUCAGCGGUCCUGAUCGGCGCGGGAUGGUGGAAACGCUGAGCAUCGCCGUCAUCGGAGCGCCUGGAGUCGGGAAAACUUCCAUCAUCCGUCAGUUUAUUUACAAUGACUUCUCCGAGACUUACACCCCCACCCAAACGCGAUACGUGUACAGACCCUCGGUCAUUCUUAACGGUGUCAUGUACGACCUGAAGAUUUUGGAUGUCCCGCCAAUUUCCUCCUUUCCUUCAAGCCCGAGUCAGGAGUGGCUGGAUGCACGGUGUAGAGGGGUCCGCAGCGCAAACGCCUACAUUCUGGUCUAUGACAUCUGCUGUGUGGAGAGCUUUGAGUAUGUCAAGAUGAUCCGACAGCAAAUUGUGGAUAACAGAGUGGGCAGCAGUAGUGAGGUGCCCAUCCUGGUGGUGGGCAGUAAGCGGGACCUUCAGCGGCAUCGGUUCACCCAGCGCAGGGCCGUGUCUGUCCUGGUGAAGAAAACCUGGAAGUGUGGCUAUGUUGAGUGCUCGGCUAAGUACAACUGGCAUGUGCUUCUGCUCUUUAAAGAGCUCCUGGGAAUAGCCGUGGCACGGGGACUGCGUCCGAACCACACCUCUAUCCGACUCCAAGGGGCAUUGCAGAGGAACCGCUGUAAUGUCAUGUGAGAGAUAUGUAGCCUUUUUUGAAUUUAUGCUUAUUUAGGACCAGUUUGUUUUAUCAGUGUCUUAAUUAUCUGAUUUGAACUGGUCCUAUGUCAGUACUGAACGACAGCUUUGCUGUACCACAAGGAUGGAGCUUUGGAGACAAACUGUUAAUCAAAAUGGCUGGAAUAUUACCACCUAGGGGCCUCUGUAACUGAUGCAUUCAUCUGAUGGAUUACCUUAGGUACUUCUGAUUUCACUUCUCCAGUGUACUCUAACAAACAGGAAAAAUGGAAGCAGAUAAGGAUUUUUUUUUCAUCUUACAAUGGUCUGUCAGGGUCGGAGUAAGAUAUUGCAUCUGACUCAAACAGUGUAUAAUUUGUUUCCCCUUCUUGCGCAGAUUUAAAUUCAGAUGCUGUGGGUGCAAGUGUGACAGUUUUCAACUGUUGCUUGGAAACAGCUAUUAUAUGAAGGAUGUACUUAUUGUUUAGAGACAAUGAUGAGUGAACGUUUGUUAACCUUUUGGAAUUAUCUGUAGUGCUCGUCAAAUUUGACCUAAAAUAUGAGCUGAUUUUUCCCUAUGUUAUAUUAUCAAUUCAAAAAGAAACAACAACGAAGCCACAGUUUUUCUGCACUUUGACAGAAUCACUGACUUUAAAAUAAUCCCUGUCAUGUUACUCAUUGGCCAGUUUCCUUUUUGCAAAACUGCUUCAGGACAUUAAAGGGGUCAUAUGAUUCUGAUAAAAAGAACAUUAUUUUGUGAAUUUGGUGUAUGAAUGUGUUUAUGCGGUUUAAGGUAAAAAAAAAACAUUAUUUUCCAUAUAAUGCACAUUAUUGUCGAUUUUUACAAGGCUCAUUAGUCUGAAAAGCAAGUUGUGCUCUGAUUGGCCAGCUAUCAAGUGCGUUGUGAUUGGCCUAAUGAUUCAAGCGUGUGACGGAAAUGUUACGUCCCUUAACAUAUGCGGUCUCCCAGGCCUGCAGCACGAGACUCGGUCCAGCUGCUCUGCUCGUGCACGUCCCAUCAUCGGUUCUCUUUUAGCAGUUCAGUCAGUGCACUGUUUGGAGUAACUGAAUAACUUGGGAUACUGGUUUAUUUAAGGCAUGUUUAUAAACCAAAUAACAAGUAAUCCAAUUUUGUGGAUUAGUGCGUACUGGAGAUGCAAACCAUUUCAAACGAUUCAGUUCGAUUUGGUGAACUUGUUCGACCAGUUCACUAAGAAGAUCCGGUUAAAUAGAAAGAUUCAUUUGCGAUUCGGACAUCACUAGACAAGAUAAAACCAAUAACAAGGCAUUUGUUGCAUCCAGUGGGAACAUAAUUACUGAUUAUAAUGACUACAACGUUUGAAUUGCCCCACUUUAUAGAAGCAGGCUUUGUGCCACAGACGCAAUGCAGGCUACUGGUUCAGGAAACAAUCCUCACCCUCUAUAAAAUGUGCUGCACACAUCUGAAUAUUUGGGUUGGACUGUUCUGGGACAGUGUUGAAACACAUCUUAACCACUGAUUUCUAGUCGUGUCUUCUUUUGGAAGGCCAAACAAAUAGUUUCGCUUUCACAACGUAACAUACAGCGACUCUAUGACAUGGCAGCGGCAGCAACAUAGAGAAUAAAAUGUACGUCUUUGCGUCAACAUAUGGGCAGCGUUAUGCAAAUCAUCCUAUUUGCAUAACGCAAAUCUUUUUUUUUUUUUUUUAAUUCCUUUUAUUAAGAAUAUCUCUUUGGAUUUGAGAUCUUUGCAACUUUACAGAUCUUAUUUAUACACCAAGAGCUUGUAACACCCCAAAGAGAAAGGAAAAAUUGCAAUCGCAUCAUAUGACCCCUUUAAUAUUGAAGGAGCAGCAAGCUUCAAAUCCUGCCACAACAUUUCAUUUCAUAAACCUUAUUAGCCAUAUGCUGCAGCUCACAGACAGAAACCUCACCAUUCUCCAGUUCCAUUGGUAGUAAUUCAAUGGGCCACUUUACACAGACCCUGUAAAAGUGUAAAUAAUAUUCCUACAAUGUGGUUUGAACAGCUUUUUUAAUAACAAAAGGGUUUUGUCCAUAAUGGCUAAAGGGGGUCGCACACUGGAAAAGAAGCGCUAUGCUGUUUCUAUAAAAUUUAAACAUAUGGUUUUCUAUGAGUAUACAGUACACACACCAGCAGUGCUAGCUACGAAUGAGAUUAUGUAUGAUGGAAGACUUUUGUGCAUUUUUUAGCAAAUGUUUAUCUUUCUGUGAGUUUGAUAGUCUGUAUGCUUCAUAUAGAGACAUAUAAUGCCCUUUAUCUUUCAAUUUGCUUCCUUUCCUUUUUUUUAAGAACAAAACUUUAAACUCAAGGAUGCCACAUUGUUGACCACCAAUCUUGAAGUGAAUUUUUGCCUCUUUGGUGAUUAGGUUGAGUAUUUACCAAUGAGUUGUCCUAGAUGCAAUGUGCACUGCGCUCCUGUUCUGCUGUGCGACUGCCUUAAGAAAUGUAGGAAAUUUUACCUUAAAAUAGGCACCAGCAUUCAUAGUGAUGAGCCAUCCUUCCAUAUAGUACACCUCUCCAGUUCACAGAUUUAUUCCAUGGUGGAUGUAUGAACAAGGAUACCUGGAGAUCCUUAACUGUUAUCUUGGACAUCAUUAAAUCAUGCUGACAUAUUUCAUUUCAAACUUCUUAGCACAUUUGCCAAGAUAGGUGUAUCCCAGCAUGCAUACUAUAUAUAAAUGCAUUUGCAAUCGUCUCACCAUAUGCCAUCCCCAAUCAAGUAAAUUUCCAAACAUCCUACCUCCUAAAUAUAGAUCACUGAAGAAAUGAGGCACAUAAAUAAUGUCUUCCUUUGGCAGGAUAGUGAGGUGUUGUAUAGAUUUCAGCAAGCAUGUACUAUCAGUAGCACUCUAGAAGCUGUGUGAAGUGAUGAUAAAGGAAACAAGUCCUCUGGGGCUUCCCUAAACCUGAAGAUUUCUGCUGAACCAGGAUGCAGAGGAGGCUUACAUCCUUUACUGCAGUGGACUGCAGUCAGUAUGGAAGUGGAUGACAGCGCAAUUCACAUCCUCUCUGGAGUAUUUCUGAAUACAGAAUACAUUAAAGUUAAAGUGCUCUAGUGUCUGCAGUGAGAUUAGGGUUGAUCGGGCCUACUGUUUUUUCUCUGCUAACGUACAGAAGAGGUAGACGUUAGGCCCAAGCUUCAAAUUAACUAAUAGAGAACAUGCUGUAGAAGUGCUGAUAGUCAACACGAUUGAUUGGCUGGCUGUGCGGAAGUCUUGAUUCACAGCUAGAGCUGUCGCACUGCUACACCUAUUCUGUCACCUACUCUGGUCCAAUGUAAUAAACUGUGGAGCAUUGGCACACUGGUGGAAAUUCGUUAGACGGAAAAAAUUGAUGGUCCCAGCCCAAAUGCUUUCCCAUGACAGAAAAAGGUCAUAAGGCAUACUAUUCUCAGAGUGUGCAAUGGAGAAAAUUCAACCUCCUUCCUCACAAAUGCAACUCUGACAGCCAUCUAUGCACUUGUACACAUAUUACAUGACUCAAAAGAGCUAAGAACUUCUGUCAGCAGAUGGAAACAUAAAUAAGUUAGCAACUUGGGUCAUCCUUCAGACUUUUUUUAUCAUAAAUAAUCUGUUUUCUGUUUAAUGGGGCUGCAUGCUUUAAUUGGCAAAACCAGAAUCAUUCAGGGGUAAAUUGCACUGAUGUACCUACAUGAGUGAGGACAAGAAGAUCUUUGUAACAGUACUUGAGCAUUGAUUUUGUCUUUUUGUAUAAUGUUAAUGCAAAAUAAGCUUAGCAUGUAGUUUAAAUGUAAGUGAUGGAAAAAAAGUCAGGGUUGUCUUGUAAAACAGCAGAGAGGGGCUCAUACAUUUGCAUGCCACACAGUGUUGUGCUAUGGUUGUGGACUGAGGACUAGACAAUGUAGCAGAUGUCAUGUUCUUGUGGAAUAUGUCCUGUGCCAGUAAUGUUAAAGGCUUUAGACUAAACAUUCAGACUUGCUGAAUAUGGAUUGUCUUGGUAGGACUGUCUGUUUUUUGUUUUUGUUUUUUUAUUAUAAUUUUUUUAGAUUUUAAAGGGCUACCUGCUUUUUUUGUAAAAUAGAAACAGAUGUUUGUUUUCUUUUUAGUAGUUGUAAUGUUUCAUCAAUGAAAAAUGAAUAAACCCUUU